UUACAUCUUGAUAGUUGGUGUAAUUAUUAAUACUAUUGAGAUAAAGCAGUAAUUUUUCAGCGGAAACAUUAACCGCAAUCGAGUUACUUGCCCGAGACUUUUCUCUGGACCGGACAUUCGGGGCUCCUUUAGCUCGUCAUGUCGGAUACAUGGAGCAACAUUCAGGCGCAUAAGAAGCAGUUGGAUUCGCUUCGGGAAAGGCUACAGCGGCGACGGAAAGACCCAACGCAGCUGUCCGCAGACAGUGGGACCGUCCCAGAUGGCUCUGCAGUCAGGAGUGACAGCCCGGCUCCACCAGCUCCAUCCAGCUCUCAGGAGGAGACAGAAAAACCACCGGAUCCUGAGCUGGAGAAAAGGCUGCUGGGAUAUCUGUCUGACCUGAGUCUUUCGUUGCCUAUAGACUCCCUUGCCAUCAGUAAUGAACUCAACAAUCCUGAAGCUGCCGCCAGUCAUGGAUGCAUCCAGAGCCUCCUGCUAAAGUUCUCAGCUCAGGAGCUCAUUGAAGUCCGACAGCCCACGUCCGUCUCUGCCUCCUCCGCGGUUCCCUCCUCCACCGUCGUGGUGGCAGUGGAUCACACCAAGCUGUGGGCCAUGAUUGGAUCCGUGGCGGGAUCCCAGAGGACGGCGGUCAAGAGGAAAGCAGAAGACGUGGCCUUCAGUAGCAGAGCCGGCAGCUUCUCGCCUUCCCUUCAGAGCUCUGCUUCUCCUCCACGCUCAUCCAUCUCCUCCCUGACGCCCGCCUCCUGCUCCCAGCUGACUGGCUCCUCUGCGUCGGGGGGCGGAGCCGAGAAGAAGGGCAGGAGCAACAAAAGCCAGUCUUCUCACGUGGACAUGGAGAUCGAGAGCCUGUUAAACCAGCAGUCCACCAAGGAGCAGCAAAGCAAGAAGGUGAGCAGAGAAAUCCUUGAGCUGCUGAACGCCAGCACCGCCAAAGAGCAGUCCAUCGUGGAGAAGUUCCGCUCGCGAGGACGCGCUCAGGUCCAAGAGUUCUGCAACCACGGGACCAAAGAGGAGUGCGUCCGCUCCGGGGACGCUCCUCAGCCGUGCACCAAGCUGCACUUCCGUCGCAUCAUCAACAAGCACACAGACGAGAGCCUGGGCGACUGCUCCUUCCUCAACACCUGCUUCCACAUGGACACCUGCAAGUACGUCCACUACGAGAUCGACAGCCCGCCGGAGGCCGAGAGCAGCCUGGGGCCGCAGACGGGGGGCGCGGAGGUCAGCCUCUGCGCGGGGGACGCCGACAGCAACGUGGGCACUCUCUUCCCAUCGCAGUGGAUCUGCUGCGACAUUCGUUACCUGGACGUGUCGAUUCUGGGUAAGUUUGCUGUGGUGAUGGCUGACCCCCCCUGGGACAUCCACAUGGAGCUGCCCUAUGGGACUCUGACCGACGACGAAAUGAGGAAACUCAACAUCCCAGCCCUGCAGGACGACGGCUUCCUCUUCCUCUGGGUCACUGGCAGGGCCAUGGAGCUGGGGAGGGAGUGCCUCAGCCAGUGGGGCUACGAGCGUGUGGAUGAAAUCAUUUGGGUCAAAACCAACCAGCUUCAGAGAAUCAUCCGGACGGGCCGGACGGGACACUGGCUGAACCACGGGAAGGAGCACUGCCUGGUGGGCGUGAAGGGAAACACGCAGGGCUUCAACCGAGGUUUGGACUGUGACGUCAUCGUGGCCGAGGUCCGCUCCACCAGCCACAAACCAGACGAGAUCUACGGCAUGAUUGAGAGGCUCUCCCCCGGAACCAGGAAGAUCGAGCUCUUUGGACGGCCUCACAACGUCCAACCCAACUGGAUAACUCUGGGGAACCAGCUGGAUGGCAUUCACCUGCUGGAUCCUGAGGUUGUGGCGCGCUUCAAGAGUCGCUAUCCAGAUGGCGUCAUCUCCAAACCUUAAGGCCUCCUGCAGGAUGCGCUUUUUUUUUUAAUGCCUGUAAAUAUUAUUUUUUUUACAAAAACUGACCAAAUUGAAAGUCUCUGUCAAAAACGACAAAAUACAUGUAAAUAAACAACUUUCUGAUAACAAA
This is a messenger RNA of Oryzias latipes (Japanese medaka), 2023 nucleotides long. RefSeq names its product methyltransferase like 3 (gene mettl3). The record is from RefSeq and is a predicted model, not a curated record. Gene Ontology annotation, cellular component: RNA N6-methyladenosine methyltransferase complex; nucleus. Gene Ontology annotation, molecular function: mRNA m(6)A methyltransferase activity. Gene Ontology annotation, biological process: RNA methylation; mRNA modification. NCBI's taxonomy places the organism in Eukaryota, Metazoa, Chordata, Actinopteri, Beloniformes, Adrianichthyidae.